This is a messenger RNA of Durotheca rogersii, 2591 nucleotides long. Its product is annotated as TRP-domain-containing protein. Bases 247 to 2499 code for a protein of 750 amino acids. The transcript is spliced from 2 exons. The record is from RefSeq and is a predicted model, not a curated record. Lineage: Eukaryota; Fungi; Ascomycota; Sordariomycetes; Xylariales; Xylariaceae. Gene Ontology annotation, biological process: transmembrane transport; fungal-type cell wall biogenesis.
CUCGCUAUCCCCUCCCCCCUUCUGGAUCGUCGGCAUUCGUGGCCUCGUCAUUCUGGAUCGGAGGACAAUCGAGGCCUUUCUUCUCUUCUUUAAUGUCUGAUGUAAACAGAGAAGCAAACACCCGUUAACGUACGAGGAAGAGAAAUUUCCACCGACGUCCCCGCCCGCGUCUCUCUCUUGCUCCGCUGUGCGCCGUCACGGAAACCACCUCAGCUGCACGUCGCGAAACGCCACCUAAUCGCAGCCAUGUGGUUCUCAGCGUUACGAUCGGCUUUCCUGCUCUCCUGCUUUUCGGCCGUCCUCCCGGGCGCCGAGGCAGCGGAGCCUAUGUUGGUGUCGAACUCGCUCAACACCUGUCAAGAAAACUCCUUGUUUACUGCUAGUCUGUUCAAGGUCACCUACACCCCGAAUAACAACACUGCGUUCCUCAACAUCGUCGCUACCUCGUCUGUCGAAGGCAUGGUUGUCUUCGAUAUCUCCAUCUCGGCAUAUGGUCACCCUAUUAUCAAGACGGAGAUCGAUCCCUGCAAGCUUGGACUGGCUGGUCUUUGCCCCAUGACGGCCGGUAAGAUUCCGCUGAAGUUUAACUUGCCCGUUGGCGACGAGGCUGCUUCCCAGAUCCCUAGCAUUGCGUACAACUUUCCCGACCUUGAUGCCACCGUCCGCGUCUUCCUGAACUUGACGGAGACCCGCCAGAGCGUGGCUUGUGUCGAGGCCGAUAUCUCCAAUGGAAAGACGGUUGACUUGAUUGCUAUCAAGUGGGUUCUCGCUAUCAUCUCUGGUCUGAUCCUCUGCUCCUCGGCUAUUAUCAACGGCUUAGGUCAUUCCAACGCCGCCGCCCACAUAGCUUCCGGUGCUCUCUCGUUGUUCGGCUUCUUCCAAGCCCAGGCUAUGCUCGGCCUGACUGCUAUCCACCUGCCUCCUGUUGUUCAGUCGUGGACCCAGGAUUUCCAGUGGUCGAUGGGUAUCAUCAACGUUGAUUUCAUGCAGGAUAUUUUCACCUGGUACCAGCGCGCUACCGGUGGUACGCCCUCUACCAUCUUCGAUUCCCUUACCACCGUCUCCGUGCAGGUUGAGAAGCGUGGCCUUUCCAUUCUCCCCGAGACGGCUGUCAACCUAUAUCGGCGGUCGGCUGCUAUGCUUCCGCGUGCCCUGGGGCCGCUGUUGAAGCGCGCCAACGUUAUGACCGGCUCCGGUAGUUAUAUCGUAUUCGGCAUUCAACGUGCUGCGUUCAGGGCUGGUAUCGAGACCACCAACGUAUUCAUGACUGGUCUGACCUUCUUCUGUCUUCUGGUGAUUUUCACCAUUGGCGGCGUCGCGGCGUUCAAGGGCUUCUGUGAACUCGCCGUGAAACAGAAGUGGAUGAAGGGCGACACGUUCCUCGAGUUCCGCAACGGAUGGCUUACCGUCCUGAAGGGCAUCUUGUUCCGCCUGACUCUGAUCGGGUACCCCCAGAUGUCCAUCCUCUGCCUCUGGGAGUUCACGCAGGUCGAUUCCGCGGCCGAGGUUGUUCUUGCCGUCUUCUUUAUCGUCGGUAUGACGGUCACCAUGGGCUGGGCAGCUAUGAAGGUCAUUCGCAUGGCCCGCCGCUCCGUCGCCAUGCAUCGCAACCCUGCCUAUAUACUAUUCUCGGAUCCUCAGGCCUUGAACAAGUGGGGUUUCUUAUACAUCCAGUUCCGGGCAUCUGCUUAUUACUUCAUCAUCCCGAUUCUCGGGUAUACGUUGGUUAAGUCCAUGUUUAUCGCAUUCGCCCAGGGUAACAGCACUGCUCAGGCUAUCGGGUUCCUUCUCAUCGAAGCCGCCGCUCUGAUCACCGCCAGUGUUCUUCGACCGUGGAUGGAUAAGAGCACCAACUCGUUCAACAUCGCUAUCUGUGUCGUUAAUUUCCUCAACGCCAUUUUCCUCUUGAUCUUCUCCGAUGUUUUCAAUCAGCCCCCGUUAGUUAAUGGUGUUAUUGGUCUUAUCCUCUUCUUCCUCAAUGCCAUAUUCGCUACGGUACUGCUCAUCAUGGUCAUCGUGUCGACGACGCUAGUGUUCUACCGCAAGAACCCCGACGGCCGCUACCAGUUCAUGGCCGACGACCGAGCAUCCUUCAUGAAAUCGCAGUCUCAGCUUACCGGUACCACCGAGCUAGAUGCUCUAGCUGCCACCGCGCGGGGGGACAAGGCAGGGUACAAGCACGGCUUGGACCUCGACGACGACAAUGAGUCGAUAUCCUCUGCGUCCAUGCGACGCCGAACGGACACGUCGACUCUGACCGUCCCCGCAGCAGUCCCGAACGGUGCGUAUGGCCGUAACCAGCACCACAACAGCACGGGCCCUAGUUCUCCCGUAGACCCAUCAGUCCCGCUAUUCCCAGCUGGUGGCGCACAGAGGACCCCGAGCCCGUACGGUGGUUCCUCCGUGUCUUCGCGGCAACGCGACAACAACAGCCCCCCGGGAUCUAGAGCACAGAACAAUGCUAGCCCGUGGCAACGAGGCGCAGGCUAUGAGCACUAAGCGGCAACGUCCGCACCUAUAGAGAGAGGUUUCUCGUAGCUGGAUCUGAUCCACGCAUAUAUUCACAGGGCGAUGCAAUUACGACAAGAACG